AAUAGUAUACGUCACACAUCGGCAACAGUCGGCCAUAGUGAUUUUGCUGUGGUUGUCAAAAAAGUGUAAUGGUUUUAGAAAAUCAUAUAUUUGCAAAAUAUUCAAAGAUUUUUUAAUUAUCUUAGUAUUUUAAGUUUAUUUAUUUGUUACCAAAACUGUUUUGAAGUUUUAACCUACUUGUAUAGUGUUUUACCUUUGUAAUCCACAAUGAAUGCUUCGGAACAUGGAUUUAAUCCUGCGUUUAAUAUGGCUACUAUUAAACAGGCUAUCAAUGAGGCUGUUGAAAGAGUUCGUAUGCCUACCCCAAUGCGUCUACGAGACUUAAUCAGACAAAUUAGGGCUGCAAGAACUGCUGCUGAAGAGAGGAGUGUGGUAAAUAAAGAAUGUGCAUACAUAAGAUCAACAUUUCGAGAAGAAGAUUCAGUUUGGAGAUGUCGAAACAUAGCAAAGUUGUUAUACAUCCAUAUGUUAGGAUACCCAGCACAUUUUGGACAAUUAGAAUGUUUAAAAUUAAUUGCUAGUUCACGAUUUACUGAUAAAAGAAUAGGAUAUUUAGGUGCAAUGUUAUUGUUAGAUGAAAGACAGGACGUCCAUUUACUGAUAACAAAUUGUUUAAAAAAUGAUUUGAAUUCAACCACGCAGUUUGUGGUGGGUUUGGCCUUAUGCACCUUGGGGGCAAUAGCCUCACCAGAAAUGGCUCGAGAUUUAGCAUCGGAAAUAGAGAGGCUUAUGAAGUCUCCUAAUGCAUACAUUCGCAAAAAAGCAGCAUUAUGUGCAUUUCGUAUUAUUAAACGAGUGCCUGAAUUGAUGGAGAUUUUCUUACCUGCAACAAGAAGUUUGUUGUCAGAGAAAAAUCAUGGAGUCUUAAUAACAGGGGUCACACUUAUUACAGAGAUGUGUGAAGUUAGUCCGGACACUUUAAAUCACUUUAAAAAGGUUGUGCCUAAUUUAGUGCGAAUUCUUAAAAAUCUCAUUUUAGCUGGGUAUUCUCCAGAACACGAUGUUUCUGGUGUGUCAGACCCUUUUCUGCAAGUAAAAAUUUUGAAGUUAUUGCGAGUUCUUGGUAAAAACGAUCCAGAAGCUUCUGAGGCAAUGAAUGAUAUUUUAGCGCAAGUUGCCACUAAUACCGAAACAAGUAAAAACGUUGGAAAUGCUAUAUUGUAUGAAACAGUUUUAUCUAUAAUGGAUAUUAAAUCAGAAAGUGGUCUAAGGGUUCUGGCAAUUAACAUUUUGGGAAGAUUCUUAUUAAAUAAUGACAAAAACAUCCGAUAUGUUGCUUUGAAUACUUUAUUGAAGACAGUUUACAUCGAUACAUCGGCUGUUCAAAGACACAGAUCGACUAUAUUGGAAUGUCUUAAAGAUCCGGACGUUUCAAUUAGGCGGAGAGCAAUGGAAUUGUCAUUUGCUCUUAUAAAUGGUCAAAAUAUUAGGACAAUGAUGAAGGAACUAUUAACGUUUUUAGAAAAAUCUGAUUCAGAAUUUAAAGCACAUUGUUCCUCGGGCAUUGUUCUUGCAGCAGAACGCUUCUCUCCCACAAAGAGGUGGCAUUUGGAUACAUUAUUGAAAGUAUUAAUUGCAGCUGGAAAUUACGUGAGAGAUGACGUUAUAUCGUCUACAAUUCAGCUUAUAUCUGAAACUACAUCACAACAAGCAUAUAUAACCUUGCAGUUAUGGCAAGCACUUUCUGUAGAUGUUUGUGAUAAACAACCUCUGACACAAGUAGCCGUUUGGGCUAUUGGGGAAUAUGGAGAUGCUUUAUUAACGGCACCAAUAGAGGACGGAAUGAACUUUGAAAGACCUACAGAAGAGGAUGUUAUAAAUUGCUACCAGAGAAUAUUGUGGUCGCCACAAAAUUCAUCUACCACCAAACAAUACACCUUAAUGAGUCUCACAAAAUUAAGUACUAGAUUUACCCAAACAAAUAAUAAAAUCCAGCAGAUUAUUAGUUCAUUUUGUUCAUCUCUACACAUUGAAUUACAACAAAGAGGCGUAGAGUUCUCGCAACUUUUUGGUAAAUACAAUCAUCUGCGAUCUGCUCUGUUAGAGCGAAUGCCUCCAAUGGAAGUUGUGAGACAAAACGAUGUUCAAACUAAUGGGGAUAUGGAUGAGACAGAAGACAAAACAAGCGAGAGUAGUCCUCAACAUUACACAAGUGAAUCGAAUGCCUUGUUAGAUUUAUUAGGUCCAUCAGAUACAUCAGAAUUAGAUGUAAUAAGUUCUACUGCAAUUCCAAGCCAACCCAUACCAAGUAGUAACAAUCAGGAUUUGCUAGAUUUACUUGGGGGUUUGGAUCCUAUGCCUAUGCCUGCGUCAAAUACAGACAUUGGUGUUAUUUUGGAAAACAAUAACAGUUCCCUGCCAUUAAAUAACAAUCAAACUGCGAACUUUUUAUCGGGAGAUAUUUUAAAUACUAAUCUCAUUAAUGAAAAACACGUGCCUGUAAUAACAGCUUUCGAUAAAAAUGGACUUAAGAUUGUUUUUGCCAUAGAAAGGUUACAGGACUCAAAUACAGUUUCAAUUAACAUGACCGCUACGAAUAGCGCUUUGUCCAAUAUGACUGAUUUUCUAUUUCAAGCUGCUGUUCCUAAGACAUUCCAAUUACAGAUGCUAUCACCUUCUGGUACAAUUAUCAUUCCAAGUGGUCAAAUAACACAAGUUUUAAGGGUCACUAAUCCUAGCAAAGCAAUACUUAGGAUGCGUAUAAGACUGUCGUAUGUAUUAGAUGGUACUCCUGUACAAGAACAAACCGAGGUAAACAAUUUUCCCACGGACAUUUGGGAUUGACGGAAGCUAGGUUAAAAAGUUCAUCAUUUGCAACAUCCUACGACUAUUUUUUUUUGUCGCUGAGAGUAAUAUUCUCCUGGUAUUUGUAAAUAAUUCGUGUUCUUCAUAUCUGCAAUUUUUGAGUACUUAAUUCGUCCACUAGUUAUUUUUAAUCUUUGUUAUUGCUACGAAUAAUUUCUAUUGCUUAUGGUAAGAUGUUGGGACAUAUUAAUUUGUUUCCAUGUAUUUAUUUGUUUUCUCUUGUUUUUUUGA
Agrilus planipennis (emerald ash borer) is the source of this 3036-nucleotide messenger RNA. RefSeq names its product AP-1 complex subunit gamma-1 (gene AP-1gamma). The transcript is spliced from 17 exons. The coding region runs from base 208 to 2784 and encodes 858 amino acids. The record is from RefSeq and is a predicted model, not a curated record. Lineage: Eukaryota; Metazoa; Arthropoda; Insecta; Coleoptera; Buprestidae. Gene Ontology annotation, biological process: receptor-mediated endocytosis; intracellular protein transport; Golgi to vacuole transport. Gene Ontology annotation, cellular component: Golgi apparatus; membrane coat; AP-1 adaptor complex. Gene Ontology annotation, molecular function: clathrin-cargo adaptor activity.